Molecule: messenger RNA, 1185 nt
Organism: Zea mays
Lineage: Eukaryota; Viridiplantae; Streptophyta; Magnoliopsida; Poales; Poaceae
Exons: 1
Coding region: 394-729 (111 amino acids)
Source: RefSeq, marked predicted
CUUCAUUAGGCGGCGACGCGUGAAACUGUCGUCGCUGGAGAUGCUUGCGGAAUGCCCGUGCGGUGACAGGGCCAUCAUCCGCUGCCUCGGUCGAAUCUGGUGGCUGUUACAUCUCUUUCCUCCUUUACCCCUUUGUGUCACUAGCCUCGUCGCCGGCGUGGGGCCCCGCCGCCGCUAGAUCCAGCCACCCUGGUGUCGGGUCUUCGUGCCGACGGGCUCUGCGCGCGAUGGCACUCGUAGCGCGGCGCGCGGCGUCGCUCAUGGCGCGGCACCAGCAGCUUGCCUAGUGCGCGGCGAGCUCACGACGCCGCGGCUCGCGCGCGCAACGGCGUGCCCGCCUUGCGGUGGCAGCUCGGCCCUCGCCGCUAUAGCAGGCGGCGGGUGUCCGCUUCCAUGGAUCCGACCUCCUGGUCCUCGUCUUAUCGGUCGUCGUCACCAUCUGAUCUAGGACCCGAUGGCCCGAGCCUCCUCCAUCGUCGCCAAACGAGGCUUGAGGGUACCAAGCGAAAGCAAUGCCAGCGUGCAGACGACGACGCUGACCUACUUAGGCUAAAUUUUCCUCACUAUAUUAAUUUUUUUGCGUCAUAUCAUCAACAUUUUAUCCCCUGCGUUUUUAUCUUUCGCAGCGGUUUUCUCUAUAUUUUUCACCUAUACCACACUACAACCAUAAAAUAUCAUUUUCUAUAUCUAAUUUUUAUCUACUAUCAAUUUUUUAUCUACUACUCGUAGAUCCACUACUACAAGAAUGAACAAUGUUGUAGGUGUGUGAACAGUGACACACUAUAUCGAGAGGGAGAGAGAAGGUGACUGACGCGUAGGGGCCUACAGGGGGCAGGGCUGCGAGCAUGGGGCGCCCCCUGCAUGCGCCAUGCAAGGGAAGAGGGCUGGCCGUUGCAGCCAGCCUUAGAGGCUUCAUCAAGAAACCUUUCUCCUUCCUGCAGGGGCAGCGCUGCGGGCGCAGGGCGCCCUCUCCAUGCGCCAUGCAAGGGAAGAGGGUUGGCUAGCGGCAACCGCUGCAGCCAACCUUAGAGGCUUCAUCAAGGAACAUUUCUCCUUCUUUAGGUCCAUUUUUAUAGUUAAUCGUCGCAGCAUGAGUCCUCCAUGAUGACACCUGAAGAAGGAGAAAGGUUCUCUGAUGAUGCCUCUAAGACUGUCUCCACCAACGUUCUCUAAAUUCAAUCUUCU